UCCAAGUAUAAAUUUUAUUUGUUGCAAGUUAGGAUGUCCACAUCUCCUGAGAUUGGCAAAUUUAUGUUUUUACCCUCACUAUUCAAGUGCAAUCUCCAUUUUACCCUCCAAACCCACCAUUGCCACUCCCUUCCUCUAUUAUUAUAUGGUCGAAUGAACAAUAAGUAGCUUAGUGCAAACCAAUUUUAUGAAUAUUGUUUUGGUGCUCAUUUCAGUUUGUCAAUUGAAAUGAAAUGUUUUGGUAUCAAUCUAUUUCGGUUUACCGUUUUGAGAUUACUAUACCCGUAAAAAUUAAUAAUAUAUGCCUACUCUUUUACCUUAAAAGUAAAAUAAUAAUAAUAAUAAUAAUAAUAAUAUGUAGUGAAGUCAGAAGUGGAUUAAAAACAUUAAGGGAAAAUUUUUAACUUCUUACUUUAUGGAAUUCUGGUAAAUAAAGGAGAGUCUAGGAUUUUUUUUUUUUUAAUUGGUGGGAAGUGUCCUAGAAGUUUCCUUACUCCCUCUAGGCUCUACUACUCAACAGGUGCUUUACCAUUCUUCACUUCAUCUCCCUAGUUUCUUCCUCAUCAGAUCUCCUUUCUCCGUCUCUUCACAAACAAAUUUCAUCCUCCACCAAGGAAGCAUUGGCAGGAGCUCAAGAAACACAAGGUCAAGAAUACACAUACUUAAAGGCAAGGUAACUACUCUAACAAAUGCAAGCAAUACAUGUGGCUCCAAUCUCUAGGAAAGCAAAUGCUAAUGGCGGAGAAGGGCAGUGGCUCAAAGAUCAAGCUAAAGGAGAAAAUGAGAAAUAAGUUGAGCAAACUAAACAACCUUGAACAGUUGAUGUUGGAUGGUUCAUCAAUUGAUAGAAGUCUUCUUCAUAAAAUUGGAGUUAUGACUUCUCUUAAUGUAUUGGCAGUGAGCAACUGUGGACUGAAUGGCACCCUACCUAGUCGAGGCUGGUGUGAACUUAAGAAGCUCCAAGAGAUAGACCUCAGCAACAAUAAUUUUGAAGGGAGACUACCUUCAUGUAUGGCAAACUUGACAUCACUCCGGGAUUUGAGAAUGUUGAAGAAGAAGUAGAGUUCACAACAAAAACUAGAACUUACUCCUACACGGGUGACAUCCUUGAGUACAUGUUUGGAAUUGACCUCUCGUGCAACAACCUAGCAGGUAAAAUCCCACUGGAACUCGGUAGGACGAGCAGCAACAUUCGUGCAUUGAACUUGUCACACAACAAUCUAUCCGAACCAAUCCCAGUAACAUUCUCAAAUCUAAAGCAAAUAGAAAGUCUGGAUCUUUCCUACAAUAAUCUGAAUGGCAAAAUUCCACCUCAGUUGACCGAAAUGACCUCUCUAGCAGUCUUCAUUGUGGCUCACAACAACUUAUCAGGAACAAUACCUGACAGAAAAAAUCAAUUCAUUACUUUUGAUGAAAGCAGUUAUGAGGGGAACCCUCUCCUGUGUGGGCCUCCAUUACAUAAUAGUUGCACCAAAAUGAGGCCAUUGUCUACAAUAUCAGUGGAUAUUGAGGGGGAAGGUGGUAGUUUCAUUGACAUGAGUGUCUUCUACAUAAGCUUUGUGGUGGCUUACAUAACUAUCCUGUUGGGAAUUGUUGUAGUUCUCUACAUAAAUCCAUACUGGCGUAGGGCGUGGUUUAACUUCAUUGAAGUGUGCAUUGACACUUGCUACUACUUUUUUGUGGUUCAUUACCAUAGGUUGUUCAAUUUCAGCUUUGCAUAGCCUUGUAUUGCUACUAUUUUGUUGUGGUUUAUUACCGUAAGUUGUUUAAUUUCAGACUUGCAUAGCCUUGCAUUUUAAUGAUUACAUGUAUGUGUGUCUCUUCUGUUGGAUUUUGAAUCUAAAGAUUGAAUUUUAAUA
This is a messenger RNA of Quercus robur (English oak), 1859 nucleotides long. RefSeq names its product receptor-like protein 56. The coding region runs from base 1008 to 1721 and encodes 237 amino acids. The transcript is spliced from 4 exons. The record is from RefSeq and is a predicted model, not a curated record. Lineage: Eukaryota; Viridiplantae; Streptophyta; Magnoliopsida; Fagales; Fagaceae. Gene Ontology annotation, molecular function: protein binding.